AUGUUCAGAAACAACUACGAUAACGAUUCGGUCACAUUGUAUGCUCCGCCUUCCCCCCCCAUCUGGUCAAGCUGGUGUUCUUUUAUUGACCGCGAGGCUCUGCAAUCAAGCUCUCCACAAGGUCGAAUCUUUCAGGUCGAAUACACAGCAGAGGCGGUCAAGCAAGGUUCAGUAGUCGUCGGACUGGCAAGCAAGACACAUGCGAUUCUAGUAGCUAUCAAGCGAAAUGCCGAAGAGCUCUCCUCAUACCAGAAGAAACUGUUCCCGCUCGACGAGCACGUCGGUAUCGCCAUCGCCGGUCUUGCCUCAGACGCACGUGUGCUGUCCAACUUCAUGAAGCAACAGUGUCUGGGCCACCGUUUGACUUACGGCCGCUCCAUGCCUGUCCGCACCCUCGUCGACCUGAUCGGAGAGAAGGCCCAGGUCAACACUCAGCACUACGGAAAGCGCCCUUACGGUGUCGGCCUGUUGGUUGCCGGCGUCGACGACCGCGGCCCCCACCUGUUCGACUUCCAGCCUUCCGGCAUGACCGAGGAGAUGCUGGCCUUUGCCAUCGGCGCCCGCUCUCAGAUGGCCAGGACCUACCUCGAGCGUAACCUCGACAAGUUUGCCGACUGUGACCGCGAGGAGCUGCUCAAACACGGUUUGCGUGCUCUCAAGGAGAGUUUAGUGCAGGACAAGGAGCUCACGAUCGAGAACACGUCGGUUGGCAUCGUCGGGCUGGUCAAGGACGAAAGUGGAAAGUCUCGCGUCGAGCCCUUUAGGUUGUAUGACGGCCAGGAGGUCAAGGACUGGAUAGACAGCGUUGCAGACGACAAGGAGGGUGGCGGUGACGAUUCUCGGCCUGCUGCACCAGCGGCAGCUUCCGCCGCGGAAAGCAUGGACGUUGACGAGUGA
Pyricularia pennisetigena is the source of this 897-nucleotide messenger RNA. RefSeq lists its product as uncharacterized. Gene Ontology annotation, biological process: ubiquitin-dependent protein catabolic process. Gene Ontology annotation, cellular component: proteasome core complex, alpha-subunit complex; proteasome core complex; nucleus. The transcript has 2 exons. The record is from RefSeq and is a predicted model, not a curated record. Lineage: Eukaryota; Fungi; Ascomycota; Sordariomycetes; Magnaporthales; Pyriculariaceae. The coding region runs from base 1 to 897 and encodes 298 amino acids.